GUCUUUGCGCGCGCCGGAAGUGCCUGCCUGACAGAGCGGCGACGAGGGGACGACUGCGUUUGCGGGAUCUCCCGGCGGCCCAGAGUCGCACACACAGACCAGGCCUCUAACCACUCCCUGGGAGCCUGCGUGCCAGCAGCCUGAAACCCAGAGCCUCUCCCGGAGCCUGCACAAUCAAUCCAGACUGAAGCCGAUGUCUUCUAGAGAGACGGACGUGCAAUCCAGCCAGGGCGCAGCUGCAUUUUGAGAGGCCUGAAUGCCUCCGCGUACACCAGGGGACCGCUGGGACUAAUUCUCUUGGCAAACUUGUGGCCAGCCAAAACUGCCAUGCUUCACAUCCCAGUUAUCCUUGGUUACCGCCCAAGAUGAGAUUGUUGAAAACUUUAUAUUUGAUUCCUGAAAGGACUCAAUGGCUUACAGAAGAAAUGAAAUGUGGUCUGAGGGACGGUAUGACUAUGACAGACUUCCAAGAGAACGCGUACCUCCUCGAAGUCACCCCAGUGAUGGCUACCAUAGAGUAGUUAAUAUUGUGCCAAAGAAACCACCACUACUAGACAGACCUGGUGAAGGAAGCUACAAUAGAUAUUACAGUCAUGUUGAUUACCGAGACUAUGACGAGGGCCGCAGUUUUUCUCAUGAUCGAAGAAGUGGUCCACCUCACAGAGGAGAUGAAUCUGGCUAUAGGUGGACAAGAGAUGAUCAUUCUGCAGGCCGACAGCCUGAAUACAGGGACAUGAGAGAUGGCUUUAGAAGAAAAGGUUUCUACUCUUCCCAUUAUGUGAGAGACCGGUCUCCUCAUAAAAGAGACACACCGUUCUUCAGAGAAUCACCUGUAGGCCGAAAGGAAUCUCCACACAGCAGAUCUGGCUCCAGUGUCAGUAGUAGAAGCUACUCCCCAGAAAGAAGCAAAACGUAUUCUUUCCAUCAAUCUCAACACAGAAAGUCCGUGCGUGCUGGUGCCUCCUACAAACGGCAGAAUCAAGGAAAGCCAGAAAGAGGUAAAGAGAGACCUGUUCAGUCUUUGAAAACAUCAAGAGACACUUCACCCUCAAGUUCUUCAGCAGUUCCUUCAUCAAAGGUGUUAGACAAACCCAGUAGGCUAACUGAAAAGGAACUUGCUGAGGCUGCAAGCAAGUGGGCUGCUGAAAAGCUAGAGAAGGCGGAUGAGAGUAACUUACCUGAAAUUUCUGAGUAUGAGGCGGGAUCCACGGCACCACUGUUCAUUGACCAGACAGAAGAACCUGAGUCAAAUGCAACAGAUGGCAUAGAAUUAUUUGAAGACAGUCAGCUAACCAGUCGCUCUAAAGCUAUAGCAUCAAAAACCAAAGAGAUUGAACAGGUUUACCGACAAGACUGUGAAACUUUCGGGAUGGUUGUGAAAAUGCUGAUUGAAAAGGAUCCUUCACUAGAAAAGUCUAUCCAGUUUGCACUGAGACAGAAUUUACAUGAAAUAGGUGAGCGCUGUGUUGAAGAGCUCAAGCAUUUCAUUGCAGAGUAUGACACCUCUAGUCAGGAUUUUGGAGAGCCUUUUUAGACUAUUACUUGCUCAGGCAAAAAAAAUGUUUCUAGAUUUUUUUUUCCUGGAUUGUGUAAAUCCUUAAUAUAUGGAAUUUUGCGAUGAAGAGAAAUACUUUAUGAUAGUUGACCACAUUUCCAAUAUCAAAUAAACAUCUAAAAUAGUCUAAGAUAUUUUAAUUAGAUUUUUUAUCUACACAUAGAGCCUCCUAAUCCAUACUUACCUCCCUCUCUCCUAAAAUGAUGGGUCAGUUAAUUUUUCAAGCUUUGAAAAAGCAGUCCUGAAGAACAGCUUUCUGUACUUACUCAUGUUCUGUAGUCUUCCAUAGUAUAUGAUCAUUUGUUUGGUCAUGUUAGUGUAAUUUAUAGGUUAGAGAUCAUUUCAUGUAAACAUUAAUAGUCUUUUUACAUUUCAUAGUCAAUGAUACCAUGUGAAAAUGUUAGAAUUCUGAGUUGUGAUUUUACUGAAUUGUUGCUUGCUUAUCUUAGGCCUUGUAACUUUUAGUAUGUUUAAAUAUAAUAUCUAAAUAAACUGAAUACUUUGUUAUCUUAGAGAAUAGUUGCUUUGAGAAUAAUUCUCAUUGCGAUAACAUAGAGCACUUACAUCUCUUAAAGGCCCUCACAAUAAAAUGCUGUUUUCCAAGUAAAUGAACUCAAUGUCUUGUAUUAAAAUAAUCCUGAAUUUCCUGGCUACUCUCGCUGAUGUGUGAGUCUUCAACAAUAUUAUAUGUAAGACUAAGAGAAGGGACAAUUUGAAAUGAAAGAUGAGGGCUAUUUUAAAGUUGAAAUUUCUUUAAAAAUAUUAUAAUCGAAAGAGAAAGAUUUAGAAUAUGAGGGAGUAGUGGAGUUUCAUUUUUUCCGUAGGCCCAUAUUCCCUAUCUCAAGAAAGAAGAAGAUUAAUAACAUAUCCGUGAUUAGACCAUUUACAAAUUAUGCCUUUAUUAAUCUCUGUUUGUAGUCUAACCAGUUCUUUGUUCUGCUGCCCUUUUUAGGAGUUCUUAGCCUUUCAAAAAUGUUCUUGAAAGAAACAAAGCAGAAUAGGCACUCAGCCCAGCAUAACUACCCUUCACCAAGCAGUCUAUGUAAACAAUCCUUCAUGAGUGAGCCGUCCAAAUCACAGGUUAGUUAGGAAUCUAACUGGGACGAUUAGGAUAUUCUACUCGCUUCCUGAUCACUUCCAGCUGCCCAAUGGCAUUUAGCCAAAAUAUGUGAUUUUAUGGCAUUAGUUAGGAGACCUUAAAAAUCAUGUUUGUUAUUACUACCCAAUUUCAUUAUCCUCCCAUCCUCUUUCCAUUUCCAGUCUCUUCUCACUUGAAUUCUGGCAUUAUUUUUAGUGACCUCUAUUGAUAGUAUCUAAAGAGCUGCCCCAGAGUAGAUAAAAAUUAUAUUAAAAGUGGAAACAGCAGUAUAAAUAAUUUUUGUGGAUCCUAUAAUGGGUGCCUCAGAAUAUGUAUUAUGCCAUUCCACAAAUUUAAGAACUAAUUAAAGGCAACAAUUAUUUUCCUAAGUUUCCUGUAUGAAACCACCUUGAAUUUUUAUUUUUGCCACUUAGAUGUUGUACAUAAGCCACAACUAAAUCCCACAUAUCAUCUCUGGUAUUCUUCCCUAAAAUAAACAGUGAUUUUAUUUGUUACCCACUUUAGAAAGACUAAGAAAGUACUGAUCUUGUUUUUCCUGUGCCCCCAUGUUUUUUUUCUCCUUAAAUAUUCUAAUUCCAGGAUUCAGUUCCUUUAGCCAAGAUGUCACAAGUUUAAAAAUAAAACUUGAGAAACAAGGCAAAGGAGUUGUUCACCUAGUAGAAACUCAUUAAACUAGAAAGUUUACUCACAGAUGCAUUUAAAUACAGGUUCAACAGUUAAUUUCUUCAUCUUCCGUUCCCCCAAAAUACAUUCAGCAUUUAAAGGUGUUUAUAGCUUGCCAUCAGUAUUAUUCUGGUAGGCUUGUCAGUGUUAAAUCUGUUUGUUUGUUUGUUUUAAAAGCUUAAUUAAAUAUCUAAUUUCAGUAUAGAUGAAUUCAGAUGUGUACCAGAGUGUGCAUUUUGCAAAAUGUUCUUGAUUAAAGAAAUCUGUAAAUUAUCCAUUGUUUAUGAGUAUGCCCAAUUGAUGUGAUAAAAUUUUCAUUGUCUUACCAUAAAGCCUUGAUGGUCAACAGGGGGAAAGCAGAUAUUGUGAAGCUUUUUGUGAAUUUUAAAAGUGCAAAAUAAAACAACCAGGUUGAAAUAA
Messenger RNA from Equus caballus (horse), 3737 nucleotides. RefSeq names its product periphilin 1 (gene PPHLN1). Lineage: Eukaryota; Metazoa; Chordata; Mammalia; Perissodactyla; Equidae. The record is from RefSeq and is a predicted model, not a curated record. Gene Ontology annotation, cellular component: nucleoplasm. Gene Ontology annotation, biological process: negative regulation of gene expression, epigenetic; negative regulation of DNA-templated transcription; protein localization to heterochromatin.